Messenger RNA from Mugil cephalus (flathead mullet), 1870 nucleotides. It is a transcript of the gene glod4, whose product is annotated as glyoxalase domain containing 4. Bases 77 to 973 code for a protein of 298 amino acids. The record is from RefSeq and is a predicted model, not a curated record. The transcript is spliced from 9 exons. Lineage: Eukaryota; Metazoa; Chordata; Actinopteri; Mugiliformes; Mugilidae.
AAAAGUCGAUCUUCAAGGAAACUUAAUCGCGCAUUGCACGGGGAUCGCAACAGUUAUAUCACAUCUGUCAAUAAACAUGGCUUUGAGACGAGCGCUGCAUUUUGUUUUCAAAGUUGGUGACAGGACCAAAACAGCCACGUUUUACCGAGACGUUCUGGGCAUGAAGAUUUUACGGCACGAAGAGUUUGAAGAAGGCUGCAAAGCAACUUGUAAUGGCCCUUACGACGGGAAGUGGAGCAAGACAAUGGUUGGCUUUGGUCCAGAAGAUGACCAUUUUGUUGCUGAACUGACAUACAACUAUGGAGUGGGAGAGUAUCAGCUCGGCAAUGACUUCUUGGGACUCACCCUGCAGUCGAGCCAAGCUGUGAGCAACGCUAAACGUCUUGGGUGGCCUCUCACUGAGGUGGGAGACGCUCUGUAUCUGACCCAGGCACCUGGAGGCUACCCCUUCUACCUCGUGGACAAAGAUCAGCCUCCUCAUGACCCUGUGCAGAAGGUUUGUCUCGGGGUGUCGGACCUCCAGAGAUCCACCCACUACUGGACUACUCUGUUAGGAAUGAAGUUGAUGGACAAGAAUGAGGAAAAGAAGACGGUGUUGAUGGGAUUCUCAGACAGUCAAUGUAAACUGGAGCUUCGUGAUAUCAGUGGAACAGUUGACCAUGGGACGGCGUUUGGGAGAAUAGCAUUUUCAUGCCCACGGGAUCAAUUGCCAGACCUCGAAGCCUUGAUGAAGAAGGAAAAUCAGAAAAUACUCACUCCAUUAGUCAGCCUGGAUACUCCUGGGAAAGCCACAGUAGAGGUGGUUAUAUUGGCUGACCCGGACGGCCAUGAGAUAUGUUUUGUGGGAGACGAGGCGUUUAGGCAGCUGUCUAUGGUGGACCCCAAAGGAAAUGAAUUACUCGACAAGGCUAUGGCUGAAGAUAAAAGUGACGAGUGGUUUGCAAAACACAACAAACAGAAGGCAGCCGCAUGAGAUGAAGUGGCUUGCUUGAGUAGCUCUGCACUGUCAGUGUCUCACAAGUUCAUACGAUGAUUGGAUGGCGUACAUGGCACCUGUAGUAUAAAUCUUCCUCUAGUGUCAACUCAAUUAUGCUCAGGCUGGCAGCGUGAGAUUUAUUUUCCCUGUGAAGCCAGCCAUUAGGCUCUGUGGCAUUGACAGUCCUUGAUAAGUGGUCCAAUAAGGUUUGCAAUAAAUAUGAUUCCUAUCGACAACAAGAAGAGAGAAGAAAAAGCAUUUACUGUUAUUGUAUGUAACAUUCAACGAGAUUUUUAGUAGGAGUGCUUAAAAAACAAUUGUAUUACAACAUAACAGUUUUGUAAUAAACUGCAGUUUGAUGAAGGUUAUGGCUUUCAGCAUCAUAAUGUGUUUUCAUGUUGAAAGCUGUGGUUCGAAUUUUAUUGCGCUGUAUAAUUUCAGUUAUAUCCGACAACCUCAUCUUAGUCAUACAGUUGAAUAUCUGUCUCAGCGUAAUAACACUACAGCUAAGAUUUAGUGCAGGACUGCUAUAUUAGAAUGCAUUCUUUUUCACUAGUGUACCUAAUGUUUUGGCAAGUGAGUUUAAAUCUGAUAAAGAAUUUAACAGAUUAUUUUUUUUUAGUUUAAUUCAAUAGAGUUUAACAGCACCACAAACUACGUCCUCCAGAAUGAUCACGCAGCUGAAUUAUUACCUUUCUGUUUUGACAUAAACUGAACUUUCACAAAAGGAAAGAUUUUUUGAAAAUGCAUUCAUUUUCUCAAGUGUACCUUGACUUGUAAUUGUUCAUCUAAUCAGUGAAAUGAGGUGUCAAAUUCUUCAGUCAUGUGACUGUGUCACACUCAGACUUUAUAAUGUCAAUAUUCUGGCUGAAAUAAAACUCAUCUCCAGGACUA